AGUUUUCAACUGUCUACUGUUUGGUGUUUGUUGUCACAACUAAUAUCUCGGAGUUUAGAUAACCACAUAUUACUUAAAAAUUAAAAGAUAUUUCUUCGAAAUUAUUCUGUAAUCAUUAAAUUUCAAAAGUUGAUGUCCACUUACAGUGAAAGCAUCUCAAGAUUGGCAUCGUGAUGCAGCCAUUUUGGCUCGCCUCAUUAAAGAUAACAAAGGGAGUAUUGUCAUUUAUACUGGUGCUGGCAUAAGUACAUCGGCGUGCAUCCCAGAUUAUAGGGGGACAAACGGUUUGUGGACUGUGCAUUCUAAUCGCGUAACAGGCGUUAAUUCAGUGCUACGUACCGUUGGUUAUAACAAAAAUGAUCAAGCGAACUAUACUGAGAUGCUGAAACUACAGGUAUAAUACAAAAUAUCUGCACUUUAUUUAUUAGGAUAAAAUACGUCAAUGUGAAUCACGGAUUAAAACUCCUAAAAAGUCAAAAAACACCAACUUAAAGUUACGACUUCCAGAAGCAACCAUUGCAAAGCCAACAUUCACUCAUAUGGCUAUCAAAGUUUUGGUAGAUGAAGGAUAUGUGCGUACCAACUUAAUAGUUCGACAUGUCGUUUCUCAAAAUGUUGAUGGCUUACAUGUGCGCAGUGGUUUAAAUCGUGAAAAACUUUCGGAGCUACAUGGUAAUUUAUUCAUUGAACAAUGCAUCGCUUGUGAACACACUGUUUUUCGGACUUUUGACGUUGCCGAAACAACUUCUCGUUCACACCAUUAUACUGGACGCAUUUGUCCUCGGUGUCGUAAUUUACACCCUGUUGAAAGUACAAUAGCCAGUGAUAUACUAAAGAAAACAGCUGAACAUUCGGCAGUAUCUAAAUACAAGAAAAAUGUAUCAAAUGAAAAUCUUAUGUUGAGUUACCGAUAUGCUGCAAGAAAAUUAGCCAAAUCUUUUGAAGCUGUACGUCUUAAAGCAGUGGAACAUUUACGCAAUACUCAAAAGUCUGAGAUGCUGACGGACUCAGUUCUUACGAAGGCACCUUUACUAAGAGAUGUUGUUGUACACUUUUUUGAACGACAACCAGAGAUGGGGUUAACAGAAAUAUAUCGCAUUCGAUCAGCGAUCGAAGCUGUACAUGGCCGUAAAGUUCUUCAAGAUGCUAUCAAUGCCACUUCGAAUGACCGUAAACCUUUGAAUCAUGGAUGCAAACGUUCCCAUGAAGAGUCAACAAAAUAUCUCAUUGGAUCCCCAUGGUUUAAAAGAAUGUGUCCUGCUAUGAAGAUGGAGUGUCAGGAUUUUUGUAAAACAUCAGAAGCAGUUGAUUUAAAACCUAUCUCUCCGGAUUCUUUGGAUACUCCUGCUAAAUUAAUUGUUGUUGUUGGUUCAUCUUUAACUGUUUUGCGCAACUAUUCAUUUUUAUGGCCUUAUGGCCUUGGGAGGUGCGGUCAACUAAGUUCGUCGAGCAAACAUAAAAAGAAACCCACAUGUGUUGAUUCUGUUUUCAAACCGACUUCAAUCCCUGAUACCCCUGAAAAUUGUCGGUUGGUUAUUAUCAAUUUACAACCAACGUGCAAAGAUGUGGUUGCAGAUUUGGUACUUCGAGUUCCUUGUGACGAACUAUUUCGCGUUAUUAUGUCAGAUCACUUGGAAAUAGAUGUUCCACAAUAUGACCACAGGCAUGAUCCCCUUUAUUCAAUCGGUCUUUCUUUAUCUCCAGAAGAAGAAUGCACACGUACUCGUUUGAACAUCCCAUUUUCUUCCGUAUAAUAUUUCAAAAUUUUUCACUCUUUGGUGUACAGUUUCACAUGAUUUGGUUGUAGCUAUUGGUUACUGUUUCGUUCUUUAGACGUAGAAUAAACAUUUCUCUUUUGUACUCAAAACAAGAAUCAGUACCUUUGUAAAUAAUAAGGUGCAUUCCCAUAAUUAAAAGAACCUAAUAGAAUUACAUCGUGUCAUAGUAGUUUAUUUGCUCUCGAAUUAAACAUGGAUUCGUAACACCAAUCGAUCAAUUCCUGAAUACUAAAAAGUACAUUUCACUUUUGGCUCUAGUUGAGAUUAUUUUCUUUUUUUCACUCCUGAUCUUUAGCCCGUCCCUUUUUUGUAUAAAAUUCUCUUAUU
Schistosoma curassoni is the source of this 2105-nucleotide messenger RNA. NCBI's taxonomy places the organism in Eukaryota, Metazoa, Platyhelminthes, Trematoda, Strigeidida, Schistosomatidae. The record is from the annotation of a GenBank genome assembly.